Histoplasma mississippiense is the source of this 1371-nucleotide messenger RNA. RefSeq lists its product with no specific name. Bases 1 to 1371 code for a protein of 456 amino acids. The record is from RefSeq and is a predicted model, not a curated record. Gene Ontology annotation, molecular function: nucleic acid binding. Lineage: Eukaryota; Fungi; Ascomycota; Eurotiomycetes; Onygenales; Ajellomycetaceae. The transcript is spliced from 7 exons.
AUGGGUGGCCCGGUCGACAUGGCCCAACGUCAAAAUCAAGGUGAAAGCAACCUCAAGGGAUCAGGAAACGAUCACAAGAACCUGUCCGCAGGAGCUCGCGCCUUAGAGGCCUCCACGAGCAAAGUCUAUUCAACUAAGCACCCGCAAAAGCGACAGCGAACAUCUCUUGCAAGCGACACUUGUAAGGACCAUACCGUUGAGGACACAGCUGGCCACGAGGCGACAAGUGGCAUCAGUAAUACCGAUAUUGACCCAAUUGAGUGUUGGAUACAGAGAGGACAUUGGCCCGAAAAGUAUUUUAAGGAGCACGGCAGUAUGAAUUCUCUGCUUGCAAGGAGAAAAUCUACGUCUUCUCUUCGUCGCCGUAAGGGAUCGGAAUCAAGCGAUGCCACUCCCAGUGACCAAAAGCCUAGAGAGCAAAAAAGUGCUCCAUACAAGAACCCGCGUUACCGAACUUUCCUUGAAACAAAAGGCAGCUUCAUGGAUAAAUCCAGUCUCGGCAUUACGGAUUGUGGUGAGGUGGCGCUUGAUAUUGCAGACCGACAGAAUGCUCAUAGUAUGACUCUUGCUGUGAGAGGCGUAGUUGAACUCUAUAGGGCUGUGAAGCGUGAAGAGGAGCUCCACCGGGAAAUCCUCGCCUUUUCAAUAUCCCAUGAUCAUACAGCGGUGAGGGUCUACGGCCAUUAUGCUGUGAUUGAAGGAGACAAGACUACCUUUUACCACCAUCCGAUUCACAAAUUUGAUUUCACGACCUUGGAUGGCAAGGAGAAGUGGACAGCCUCUCCUGGGCAUAUGGGGAUAGAGGGCAAUGAGGAAGCAGACCGCUUGGCUAAGCGGGCAGUCUCAUCCACUGCAGCCCCAGCCUAUGGUCUCGAGGCCACACCCACAGUCAGUGGGGUCCGCACAGUGGCCAAGCAGCUCAGCCAAGAGGCAAGGCGAAAGUGGUGGAGUGGAGCCUGUGGCAAGCUCUCUGACUGGUACCGGGGCUGGAGUUUCAGCAGGCCGACUGUGGAAUACCAAGUGAAGGCCCCUCCGGAGCUCACCAUGCCACGGCAUGCCCUUCACCGCUGGCUCGCACUCCGCUCCUCUCAUGGGGACUUCUCCUGGUACCACAGGCGUUUCCAGCAUGCAGAUGCGAGGCUCACCUGUGUCUGUGGACACAACAAGAGCCCAGAACAUUUGGUGCUCUGUCGACACUCACAGAGGCACUUUCUUCACUGGCCCAAGAGGCCAGCAGCACGGCCACACAACCAGGCGACAGCUGUUGCCUAUCUAGGGUCUCUGACCCCUACAGACUUUGUAGAACUGCUGGACUGCACGCAGUUCUACACACGGUACUGCACAAGCAGUUCCACGAGGCCGGCCUGCUGA